AUGAUGUCUAAUAAUUCCUUCAAAGACCAACUCCGAAAUACUCCCGUCCUGCAAGGCCCCUUCCCUGAUCUCGACUUUGACGCAUUCCCCGAUACUCCCCACGAUGCCUUCAAGCUCUGGUUCCACAACGCGGUUGCCGCAGGUGUCCGUGAACCGCAUGCUAUGACGCUGUCCACGGUAGAUGCUGAUGGCGCUCCCGACGCGCGGGUUUUGAUCCUAAAGCAUGUCGACUCGCGUGGCUGGCAUUUUGCCAUCAAAGCCGACAGCCCCAAGGGGAUCCAGCUCUCAUGCAAUCAACACGCAGCGCUGACGUUCUAUUGGCCUCAGCUGGCUCGACAGAUCCGCGUCAGAGGGCGCGCCACUGCGUUACCGGCCGAUGAGAGCGCGCAGGACUACCAGGCACGCCCACUGGCAGCACGCGUGACGGCCGCAGCCUCGCAACAGAGCAGGCCUCUUGCUAACCGGGAAGUGCUGGGCCAUCGCCGUGCACAGACAGCGGCUGCAAUGAUGGACGACCCUCUGUUGGGUGUAGAGGCAUGGCGCGUGUACGCCGUGACCCCCCGGGUCGUCGAGUUCUGGCAGGGUGACGCCAGUCGACUGCACCAUCGCCUCGAGUAUGUGCACGGGGAGGAUGGGAAUGCAUGGCAGAAGCGCCUUCUAUGGCCUUAGGGUUCUACUUGACAGUUUCCUUUUCUCUCUGCGUUUGGUAGGAGUUUCAUCUUAACCAUUUAUAGUAAAUAGUAUUGAUUAGGGUUUGAUGCUUGUAGCAUACAAUA
This is a messenger RNA of Penicilliopsis zonata CBS 506.65, 776 nucleotides long. RefSeq lists its product as hypothetical. The transcript has a single exon. Gene Ontology annotation, biological process: pyridoxine biosynthetic process. Lineage: Eukaryota; Fungi; Ascomycota; Eurotiomycetes; Eurotiales; Aspergillaceae. Gene Ontology annotation, molecular function: FMN binding; pyridoxamine phosphate oxidase activity. The record is from RefSeq and is a predicted model, not a curated record. Bases 1 to 669 code for a protein of 222 amino acids.